GGGCCCUGGUGACAACAGGGUGACAUCCGCUGCCUGCUCCCCUACGCUUCCUCCAGCCUUCUCUGGACCCCAGGCCUUUGCCAGGUCCCCCAGCUCCCAGCACACCAUGGGCCGUGCAGGCCAGCUCUUACUCCUGCUUUUACUGCCAGCGAUUGCAGCUCAGACAUCCCCAGGUUCCUGUUCUGAAUGUGGGCCCCUGUCCCUACCACUCCUGGUGGGCCUUGUGGCUGCUGAUGCGGUCAUGUCACUCCUGAUCGUGGGGGUAGUGUUUGCGUGUGCCCGCCCACGCCACAGGUCUACCCAAGAAAAUGGCAAAAUCUACAUCAACAUGCCUGGUAGGGGCUGACCCUCCUGCGACUUCCACGUUUGACAUCUGACCCUCUUAGGCUGGACUGUGCCUGGUGUCACGGCCAGCUGGAGGGGAGGGUGAGGGAGCAGAGGGGAUGGGGAAGUGGACACCCCUCUUUGCCCUGCUUGGGAAUCAAAUAAAGCCAUUGCAUUCUCUCUA
Molecule: messenger RNA, 508 nt
Organism: Ochotona princeps (American pika)
Lineage: Eukaryota; Metazoa; Chordata; Mammalia; Lagomorpha; Ochotonidae
Gene: HCST
Product: hematopoietic cell signal transducer
Exons: 4
Coding region: 107-346 (79 amino acids)
Biological process (GO): positive regulation of phosphatidylinositol 3-kinase/protein kinase B signal transduction; regulation of immune response
Cellular component (GO): membrane
Molecular function (GO): phosphatidylinositol 3-kinase binding; signaling receptor binding
Source: RefSeq, a predicted model, not a curated record